AUGCGUUUUCCCGGUUUUGAACUUUGCCCCCUCCUCCUCCUCCUUCUUCUCCUUCCUCCUGUCCGAUCAAACGGCAGCGUUGUAAUCGAUUUCGAGGUCGGGACCAUGAGAAAUGACAGGAGGAUGAUUUCUAAAUUUUGUGCGUUCUUGCUCAUGGUGAUUCGAUUUCAAAUGCGAGCAGCGUGCUCGUCGUCCUCGCCACCGCCACUCGCACCAGCGCUGUAUGUGUUUGGCGAUUCGCUGUUCGACAGCGGCAACAACAACCUGCUGCCCACCCUCUCCAAAGUCAAUUACCUCCCUUACGGCCACGAUUUCCCGAGAGGUGCCACCGGGCGGUUCACCAAUGGGAGGACCGUUGCCGACUUCCUCGCCGAAUUUAUGGGGCUGCCUUAUCCACCACCAUACCUGAGUUUUAGGACAUCAGGAGUGGUCACCGGACUGAAUUUCGCGUCCGGGGCAUGUGGCAUUCUCCCUGAAACAGGAAGCUACUCGGGAAAAUGUCUUAACUUGGGUGACCAAGUGAGGUUGUUUGAGAGUCAUGCCGUUAAUGAUUUACCAAGACUCCUCAAGAGCUCCGACGAGGUCUCCGCCAAUUUGGCCAAGUCCAUCCUCGCCUUCGCGAUCGGCAGCGACGACUACCUCGAGAACUACCUCAAUCCAGUGCUCUACAGCACCAGCAAAACCUACGAGCCUCCGCCAUUCGCGAAGCUCCUCGUUGCCGGGCUUUCUCAGCAUCUAGAGAGAUUAUAUAAUGUGGGAGCGAGAAAGUUUGUUGUCUUUGAGAUUGGCCCCAUCGGUUGCAUGCCGACGAGCGCGAAGAAAUCGAAGGACGGCGGAGUAUGCGACGGAGGACAAAAUUUGCUAGUUUCCUACUUCAAUCAGAUGCUUCAACCGGUGCUAGAGAACAUGACAUCCAGUCUUGCGGGUUCAAUGUUCGUUCUCGGUAGAGUGAAUGGGCUUUGCUAUGACGCGGUAAUCAAUCCCUCGGAAUACGGCUUGACGGACUCGAAAAAUCCUUGUUGCAAAACGUGGGGGAAUGGAACUUUGUCGUGCAUUCCAUUCCUGACCCCAUGCCCUGACGCCGGUAAACACUUCUUUUGGGACGGAUAUCAUCCGACCGAUGUGGCGUCGUCGAUCUUAGCUUCGCGGUGUUUCAACGACACAAACGUUUGUUCUCCAAUCAGCGUACAAGAUCUCGUGCAGAUGUGA
Molecule: messenger RNA, 1209 nt
Organism: Rhodamnia argentea
Lineage: Eukaryota; Viridiplantae; Streptophyta; Magnoliopsida; Myrtales; Myrtaceae
Product: GDSL esterase/lipase 7-like
Exons: 6
Coding region: 1-1209 (402 amino acids)
Molecular function (GO): hydrolase activity, acting on ester bonds
Source: RefSeq, a predicted model, not a curated record